This is a messenger RNA of Bombyx mandarina (wild silkworm), 2103 nucleotides long. RefSeq names its product glucosidase 2 subunit beta (gene GCS2beta). Gene Ontology annotation, cellular component: glucosidase II complex. Gene Ontology annotation, biological process: N-glycan processing. Gene Ontology annotation, molecular function: protein binding; calcium ion binding. Lineage: Eukaryota; Metazoa; Arthropoda; Insecta; Lepidoptera; Bombycidae. The record is from RefSeq and is a predicted model, not a curated record.
ACUGCUUCACGUCAGCGCUGUCAUUUUUCGAAAUAUCUACACGUUUGAUAAUUCUAAAAGUCGCGAAUUUCUAAGUGACCGGUAUUUCGUUUAUGGUUAAUUAAACUAUAACCAUGGUCUGUAAAACAUGGAUCGACCGAUUUUCCUCCUAUUUCGUAAUAUUUUGUUCCGUCAUCAUAUUUGCCCAGUCCGAUGUGCCUAGACCCCGCGGUGUAUCUUUGUCUAAAGCAUCUCUCUAUUUACCGACAAAAGAUUUUACUUGUUUUGAUGGAACUGCUACAAUACCUUUCAGCUACGUUAAUGACGACUACUGUGAUUGUUUCGACGGUAGCGAUGAACCCGGUACAUCGGCUUGUAUAAACGGUGUUUUCCAUUGUACAAAUGCCGGACACCGGCCUCAGAAUUUGCCGAGUUCCAGGGUUAAUGACGGAGUCUGUGAUUGCUGUGAUGGAACAGAUGAAUACGCUAAUCCUACGGCCUGUACUAACAUUUGUGAAGAGCUCGGAAAAGAAGCCCGAGCAGAAGCUCAAAGAGUAGCAGAGUUGCAUAAAGCAGGCAGCCAAUUGAGAAUAGACCUCAUAGAAAAAGGAAAUAAGAAGCGAAAUGAAAUGGCAGAACAACUAACACAACUUGAAAAAGACAAAUCUGAAGCAGAAAAAAUAAAGGCUGAAAAAGAGCUUCUAAAGAAUGAUCUAGAAAUGAAAGAAAAUGAGGUUUUGAAAGUAUAUAGAGAAGCAGAAGAAUUGGAAAAACAAAAGAAAUUAGACCAAGAGAAAGAAACUAAUUUAAAAGAAUCAACGGAACACUUUAAUAGAUUUGAUUCAAAUAAUGAUGGAGAGUUAAGUGUAGAUGAAAUCAAAGUUGUUAAUGUAUUUGAUAGGAACAAGGAUGGCCAAGUUGAUGAUGAUGAAGUAAAGAUGUUCUUGGGUGGUGAUGAAAAAGUAGAUAAAGAUGCAUUCUUGUCCACAACUUGGCCUAUCUUAAAACCACUUUUGAUGAUGGAGCAAGGUAUGUUUAAACCAGAGGAUGCUAAAACAGAUACCACGGAGACAGAAGCUGAAGAAAACCAUGAAGAAUUGGAUGCUGAUUUUGAAGGAAAUGAAGAAGAUAAUAGCGAUUUAGAUUUACAAGAAGAACAUGAAGAAGAUGAGACUGUGUCAGAGCAGUCAAAAUCAUAUAAUGAUGAGACUCAAAAAAUUGUUGAUCAGGCUUCAGAAGCUCGCACGCAAUACACAGAUGCUGAGCGAACUGUUAGAGAAAUAGAGUCUAACAUUAGAAACAUAAAACAGAACUUAGAAAAGGAUUAUGGUCUAGAACAGGAAUUUGCUUCCUUGGAUGGUGAUUGCUUUGAAUAUGAAGACAAAGAAUAUGUAUACAAACUGUGUAUGUUCCAGAAGGUAACACAAAAAUCCAAGAAUGGUGGUAUGGAGGUAGGUCUUGGUAAUUGGGGAGAAUGGGCAGGUCCUGAAAACAAUAAAUACUCUGUGAUGAAAUACACAAAUGGAAUUGCUUGCUGGAAUGGUCCAAGUCGAACAACAACUGUUAAUGUCAACUGUGACUUGGAAACAAAGAUCACAUCAGUAACUGAACCUUUCCGUUGUGAAUACAAAAUGGAAUUAAGCACUCCUGCUGCGUGUGAUGAUUCUAGCACAUCACAAGAGCAUACAUCACAUGAUGAACUUUAAUUUAUUAUUAAAUAGUUUAUAUGUUUUCAGUGCAUUUCUCACUUUUUUUUGUGUUUAACACGGAAUAUUUGUGAAAAGUUGUAAUUUUCAUUAGGUGAAAUGUUAACUGGCAUUACAAUUAAUUAUGAAUGUUUUCUUUUCAUUUUGAUCAAAAGAAACUAGAGUAACUCAAGUAGUUUAAGUAGAAAAAAAUUAUUAAAAAGAAAAUCAUAUUUUAAUGUUCUAAAUGUUGUAAUCAUUUUCACAAUCUACAUAGUUAUACCUAAGUUAAAGAUUUUGGGAGUCAAGACUCCGGUGUAUAAAUCAUUAUUUUUACAUUCCUCAAAUGCAAGGCUGUUUUAGUUUCAAAUAAUAUAAUGGCAUAAUGAACAUAAUGUGAUCACUAUUUCAAUAAAUUUAUUGUUUUGGUGUGUUUAUA